Chrysemys picta bellii (western painted turtle) is the source of this 3921-nucleotide messenger RNA. The record is from RefSeq and is a predicted model, not a curated record. Lineage: Eukaryota; Metazoa; Chordata; Testudines; Emydidae.
AGGCCCGAAGCCUCCACCCGCCACACACGCUGGCAGCUAAAGCCCCUGCCUCGGCCGGGUGCACUGGGUGCCAAGGAGCCCUUUGCCCUUUUAAGGCCCCGGGGUGGGCGUUGCUGGGGCUGUCCAGGAUGCCGGAGAUCCUGGUCUGAAGCAAAAGGCUUCAGUGUUAGGUGCCACCAGCCUGUCUGGGUAACAACCUGCUCCCUGCAACAAGGCGAAGAUGGGGGAGCCCGGCAGCCCCGCACUCCAGGCUGUUCUCUUCGAGCCGUUCCCCACCAGCACCGUACCGAGCCCAGAUCCCCCGUUCGCCCUCUCAGAGCAGGCUCCCGCCCUGGAGAAGGGCUUUGAGGAGUGGGCCGUCAGCGGGGGCAGCGGGCUGAACGACAGUGAGCCCGAGGACUUCCUCAACGUGCUCAUCGACCCCAACGAGGUGUACAGCCCGGGCAGCGACAGUGGCAUCUCGGACGAGCCCAGCUCAGCCAGCCCCCAGCCCAGCGAGGGGGCCCCCGCCGCCUUCUGUGACCAGAGCGCCCCCCUCCACAGCGACGUGGUCUCCAUCCAGCUGGGUGACUGGUCGUCCCCCCUGCUGAUCCCUGAGGCCUGCAUCGUGAAUGAGCUGCCGUCUGCACCCCCGUCCGCCCUGGCCAGGCCUGGCACGGUGCCCAUGGUGGUGAGCGCUGGGGACAUGCAGGCAGCUGUGACCCUGCAGCUGCAGUUCCCGGAUCUGUUCCUGACGGACGAGGAGAAGCGGCUGCUCUCGCAAGAGGGGGUGUCCCUGCCCCGUAACCUGCCCCUCACCAAGGCCGAGGAGCGGCUCCUGAAGAAGGUGCGGAGGAAGAUCCGGAACAAGCAGUCGGCCCAGGACAGCCGGCGGCGGAAGAAGGAAUAUAUCGACGGGCUGGAGAACCGGGUGGCAGCAUGUUCAGCCCAGAACCAGCAGCUGCAGAAGAAGGUGCAGGAGCUGGAGAAACACAAUUUGUCCCUGCUGGGCCAGCUGCGAAAGCUGCAAGCGCUGAUCAAACCCACGUCCAGCAAGGCAGCGCAGACCAGCACCUGCGUCCUGAUCCUGAUCUUCUCCCUGGGACUCAUCAUCUUCCCCAGCUACAGCCCCCUGCGCAGGGGGGCGCGGGGCAGCCAGGACGGCUACCAGCCCACCGGAGUGAUCUCCAGGAACAUCCUGAACCAGGGGGAGUUCUCAGAACUGGCCGAAGCCCCCGGCACCCAGGAGCCACUGGCCCCAGAGCCUGAACCACCCGUGGGGGAGCAGCUGGGGCCUGAGGCCGCAGCGGAGGAUGGAGUGGAAGGGGCAGACGGGAGCCAGAAGAAGGGCACAAACACGUCUGCUCAGACCCAGCUGGAGCAGCCGGCGGCUCCCAUGGGGCUGCCCCAGGGGAACGGACCCGGAGCCAGCAGGGACGCAGCUAAGUCAGUCCAUGCCGACGAGAUGUGAGGGGCAGCAGGGACCAGACUGGCCGGAGAGCUGCUUUCCCAGGGCUGGCUGGGGGACGGGGGGCACAGCAUCUCCAGGGGCCCCCUGGGGCACUUGCCGAACCCCCUCUCCCCACACUGGUGUCAGUGCUGGCAUGAGGGGCCGGGCGAGGGAGCCAGCCCCAGCUCUCAUGCCCUGGCCAGCCUGGCUCGCUCCCCGGUCUCUGUGCAGCUGGGACGUCCCCCUCUGGUGCCUCCUGCCGAGUCAGCUCCGGGGCCUUGCUGGGGCACCUGGCAUGGCAAUAAAUCCCUUCCCCCCCCCGUGGGGCACUGCCAGGCCAGGAACAAGGGGGGCCGCAUGCAGCUCCCCAGCUGUGCUCUGAAUGGCCCAGAGCUCCCUCCCCGACCCCCAGCCCCUGGGUCACACCAGGCUCCCCACGCAGGGCAGAGCAGCCUGGCCCACUGCUUCCCUGGGACGGGCAAAGUGCUCUCAGGAGCCACGCUGCACCUGUGCCUGCCCCACGCCGCCCUUAAAACACGGGGGGCUCUGAGGCCAGGUAGCCCCGGGCAAGCGGGCCAGCUCAUCGGAUCACCUACAGGGCUUGGAUCAAGCCACCCACGCCCUUUCCUGGGCUACCUGAGAGAGUCCCCAGCCAGUGUUGGGCUGCGGGAUCCCAGCCGCUCCUGCCCUCGGCGCUGCUGGGUUGUCCCCGGCCCUGGAGGCCCUGCUCCGCACGGCCCCUUUGGAAUCAGCCCCGGCUGCCUUACUGGGGGCAUCUCCCCCUGCCAUGAGGUUUGUAGCAAGCCUGGGAAGACAGGAGGCUUCUGACACCUUCAGCCCUUGUCUAGAUUGUACUGAGCACAACACGUCUUCCGUUCGUCUUGUACCCUGGCCUUCCUCCUCCACGUGCGGCCAGGUCUUUUCACGCUAACAUCUUCCCAGCUCUUUGGAGGUCGGCCGUGGUCAUUUCAGUUCCCGCGGGGACCGCUGGGCGACAGCUGCAAUCCAUCGAUUGUCAGUGAGACUCACUAGAUGCUGGGCCCAUCGCCUCACUGUACCUGCUCUCAACGACGACGUCCCGCACUCCACUCUGCUUCCCUGGGGACUCGGGCGCGGGUUGAAGUUCCCAGAAUUGUUCUUUCCCUCGCCCGCUCCGUGACAGACAGUUGCUGCUCCUCUGUCUUCGUCAGCGCUCACGUUUCGCUGCCGUACAACCUUGCUGGCCGUGCCGUUGAGUGGAAGAGGCUGGCGCGUGUUGCCUUGUUGAUUUUUCCUUGGCGGGCAAUCGUGAAGAUCUAAAGAACUAUCGUCCAAUAGGCCUGCUCUCGCAUGUCUACGAGCUGCUCACCAAAAUAACAACCCGACUCUCUCAGAGUCUGGACGAGCAGCAGCUUUCGAAGGAAUUUCAGCACAAUGGGCCAUAUUUUCACAAUAAACCAGCGAUUGGACCGCUCCGGGGAAUACACAUUCCCUUCCUGUAGUGCCUUCGUCGACGAUGAAAACGCGUUCGACGGCGUAGAGACCAGUGCGGGGCUGAAAGCUCUCGCAGAGCAGGGCAUCGACACAAACUAUAUCAAACUACACAGGAACCAAAUUCUGACGGCACUACCGCUAUAACUUUGUUUGAUACCCCCCUUUGCAAGACAGGUAAGAAAGGUGUGAAACAAGGAGAGACGGUUUCCCCGAAACUCUUCACAGCCUGCCUCAAAAUGUUAAUGCGGCGGAUGAAUUGGGAGGGUGGAAUCAACAUCAACGGAGAACAGUGAAACCAUCUCAGAUUCGUGGACGAUAUCGUGUUGAUCGCUGAAAAUACUACCAGCCUAGAGAAAAUGCUACGAGAACUCAAGACAAAAAGCAGCCAAGUUGGAAUGAAAAUUCACCGCUCCAAACCGAAAUGGACGCGGUUUGGUACCUGGCCGAAAGCCCGAGUAACAAUCAAUGGAGAACCAAUCGAAGACGUUGAGCAAUACGUCCAUUUGGGCCAAGAAAUGAGCAUCAGGAAGGUGAGCGCUCGCGAAGAACGAAAGCAGGUUGGGGCGCAUUCAAUUCUCUCAAGGCGGCUUUUGACUGGAAGGAAAUAAGUAGCCGCAGUCAAGCUCCGCCCACAAGCCCCAAACUCCUCCCACAAUUCCACAUUGCCCAGCUGUUUCUACUAAAAUGCUCAGCCAGGCAAUUGUCCACCAUUAGGUUCCAGAGUCAGCACUGUACCCCAGGCUGCUGGCGCCUCUCUCUGUGCUCUCUGCUGACCUGUUUCGUGGGAACCAAAAGGGCUAGAAAUGUGCCGUUUCAGACUAAAGCUUUAAUGCUGCCGGCUGCACCAGGUGCAGGAAAAGGCUGGUCUGGGCGGAGCCUGCCCCCGGCCCGUUGCAGGGAGCUGGGUCGUAUUGCAGGGCGUGCUAGUGGCACGGCUGUUUUCUGUUAUGAGCCCCCACUUACCCCGUGCCAGUGGUGGGUGGUGUCUCUGGUUAAUAAACUAUCCUGUUUAGUUUUCA